Molecule: messenger RNA, 887 nt
Organism: Hordeum vulgare subsp. vulgare (domesticated barley)
Lineage: Eukaryota; Viridiplantae; Streptophyta; Magnoliopsida; Poales; Poaceae
Exons: 1
Coding region: 173-772 (199 amino acids)
Molecular function (GO): acyltransferase activity, transferring groups other than amino-acyl groups
Source: RefSeq, a predicted model, not a curated record
AACCAGUUUGUUUUAUCCGGUCAAGAUCUCUAAUAAUCAUGCUUAAAUCUAUUUAUAAAACUACAAUACUCUGACAGUCAACUGAAAACCGCAGCCACAGUAGCUUCUUUGUCCGGUCAAGAUCGCCGGCUCAUCCAGCCACACACGCAUAAAUAAUAGAGGCAUACGAACCAUGGAGCGCCAGCGACGGGAGCCGGCGCCGGAGACGGAGGUGACCCUGAGGGAGUUCACCGAGGCCGACGCGGAGGCGCUCUUCGCGUGGGCGUCGGACCCGCGGGUGGUCCUCUUCCAGCGCCGCGAGGCCUACGCGCGCGUCGACGAGGCCCGCCGCUACAUCCUCGACCACGUCCUCCCGCACCCGUGGUACCGCGCCAUCUGCCUCGGCACCGGCGAGGACGCCGUGGCGGUGGGCUCCAUCUCCGUCAAGCCAUGCCGCCCCUCGGCAAUGGCGGGGGAGGAGGAGGAGGAGCGCGCGCCGAGGGCGUCCCUGGGCUACCGCGUCGCGCACGGCCACUGGGGCCGCGGCAUCGCGACGCGCGCGGUGGUGAUGGCCGCGGCGGCGGCGUUCGCGGAGUGGCCGUGGCUGCUGCGGCUGGAGGCGGUGGCCGACGUGGAGAACCCGGCGUCGCAGCGCGUGCUGGAGAAGGCCGGGUUCGUCAGGGAGGGCGUGCUCCGGCGCUACGUCGUCCUCAAGGGCACGCCCAGGGACAUGGUCAUGUUCAGCCUCGUCGCCGCCUCGGACUCGCCAGAGGGCCAUGCCCAUGAGCUCUAGCUCGAAUGCUGUAGAAGGAACUCGUAGCCUUGUAUCUUUAUUUUUUACUCCUUGUUCCUUUUAUUUGUACUAUUUGUUUCAAAUUAAUAUAUGGCUGCAUGCAUUUAUUGAUCCA